Suillus discolor is the source of this 1842-nucleotide messenger RNA. RefSeq lists its product as uncharacterized. The transcript is spliced from 7 exons. The record is from RefSeq and is a predicted model, not a curated record. Lineage: Eukaryota; Fungi; Basidiomycota; Agaricomycetes; Boletales; Suillaceae. Bases 1 to 1842 code for a protein of 613 amino acids.
AUGGUGCUCACAGGUGGCACAUUCAACAGUAAAAAUGUGUGGAAGGUGCAGGAUAAAUUCAAUGUCACAUGGCAGGACUUUGUUCAGCGCAUAGAGGUCACUGAUAUAAUGAAGUUCAAUGGAAAGGAGAAGGAAUACCACAAAUUGUUGUGUUGCAAGGAAGAGAAUUUGUGUGGUCUGGAUGAUUAUCCAGGUAUAGAGCACAGGAAGGAGACCUUCAAUAUGAUUGAGAGAUUUGUCAAAGAGAAGGAGGCUUCAUGGACAGCCAAAAAGGAGAGUUGUUCUACAAGUGCAAACCCACAGUUACCUACAAACAACAGAAAGGGAAAGCAGGUAAUUUGUGAUGCACCACAGGGACCUGCAGAGAGCAUGAAGGGAAAAAAUGUUGUCCUUAGCAGCCGCAAAGUCAAAAAACUCUUGGAACAAGAGCAUGAAAAUACGCAGAUGAGUGAGAAUCAGAAGGCUGUCCGGCAAACAUCACUGUUGCAAGAGACAAGCACGAUUGUCCAAAAUGAUGCACAUUCCAUGGGGUUGGCCUCUGAAAAAGGAAAUGGUAAUGGAAAGGGCAGCACUCAUCUGGCCCUCGAGAAACUGGAUGUAUUGACUAUCUCACCAAGAUAUGAACCUCUCAGUGAUGCUCCAGAGGCUUUAGAUGGAGUCAAAUCUAAACAAACAGAGAUGUCUCAGGAACAUAGCUAUGAUCUGAUGCAACGAGGAUUUACCGAAGGAGAUGGGGUUGCCGUCAGCACAAGUCCGCUUGCUUGGAUGAUAGGACGAUAUUGUGUCCUUGUUGGAAUUCCAAUAGAUAAUCCUCUCAAUGGUCAACUCAUUCUGCAAUCUCCAGAUGAAUAUGAUAACCUGCCAGAGCAUGACUACUUAGAGGCGCUUGGCAUAGAAUGCCUGUAUGCUGCAUUGGUCAACACUGAAGAGAGCCCUGGACAUCUUAUUCAUCUUGCACAUGCACUUGGGAGGGCUGCAAAAGAGACCAACAUACUGUCAGAUUCUAAACCAAAUGCCGCAUCCUUGGACCCUCUACCCCCCACAUUGAUGCCCCAUCCCAGGACUCUACAGAAAAGCACAGGAUCUGCAUAUAAGCCUGUUGGUUCUAUAACCUCUGUUUCAGGAUCUGACGGCUCAACUGAAUCAAGGGAUUUGGAGCAAGAUGAUCAAUGCAUGUCUUACCAUGCAAGUCGCCCAAAUGAAGUUCUAUAUAUUUUGGACGACGAUGUUGGACAUGUGUCCGACAAUAGGUGUCAUGCAAGUAAAUGUUUUGCAUCUCCUGAAUUCAUCGACAUUGACCUUAUCUCCCAUGAAAUGAUGGACAUGGAGUCAGUCAAGAGUGAACAUAAUGAUCACAUCAAUGAUGAUUUGAAGGAGGUGAAAGAUGGAGAGGUGAAAAGGAAGAGAGAGGAUGAGAUAUCUUUGUCUCCUCCCAUCAUACGUCUAUUUUUCCUUCUUAAGGCAAGCAUUAAUCGGAAUCACAUGUCUCAAAAGGCACAAGAUGGGGGAGGAGAUAAAAAGCGAUCUAAGCUUCUGGACUCAAUAUCGUGUUUGUUAGAAACACCUAAUGACCUGGACCUUAUGGGAUCUGCCAUAUUCAGUGAUAUCACCUCAACUCCUGGUGUACCUGGUGUAUGGUGCAUGACCCAUCACCUGCUGCUUUCAGAGGGUCCCCUGAGUGAAGCAGAUGUGGACGCAGUGAUGGAAGGUCCAGGAGAGGACACCACUGCUAAUAAAUAUGUCGGGGAACACACAGAUACCCCAGGUCAAGGCGAAGCACCAACAACAAAUAAGACUGGUAUGGAACAGGUUUCUGCCGCAACCCAGCUUUUCCUUCCUUGA